This is a messenger RNA of Tachysurus vachellii, 1123 nucleotides long. RefSeq names its product twist family bHLH transcription factor 1b (gene twist1b). NCBI's taxonomy places the organism in Eukaryota, Metazoa, Chordata, Actinopteri, Siluriformes, Bagridae. The transcript has 2 exons. The record is from RefSeq and is a predicted model, not a curated record. Gene Ontology annotation, molecular function: protein dimerization activity; RNA polymerase II transcription regulatory region sequence-specific DNA binding; DNA-binding transcription factor activity, RNA polymerase II-specific. Gene Ontology annotation, biological process: regulation of transcription by RNA polymerase II; developmental process. Bases 122 to 646 code for a protein of 174 amino acids.
GAAACCUGGAUACAUUUUCAUAGUUUUUGUUAUAUAAAAGUUUCAUACCAAAUUACGUUAUUCCAGCGCAACCCAAUGAGGGAAUAAACGCGCCGUCUUGUCUCGCCUCGGAAAUAAAGAGAUGCCCGACGAAGCUGUGCAAGACGGAUCGAGCUGCCCCGUGUCUCCGACGGACAGCGUCCCAAGCAGCAGCGAAGGCGAACUCGAGCGACACACCAAGAAGAGCGUGCGGAAAAGACGCUCGAGCCGCAAGGACACCGAGGACUCGGAUAGCUCUGUGCCGGGAAAAAGAGGGAAGAAACCGUGCAGCGGAAGCGGGGGAAGCAGCGGCAGCCCGCCGUCUAUCGAGGAGCUUCACACGCAGCGUGUCAUGGCUAACGUGCGCGAACGGCAGAGGACGCAGUCCCUAAACGAGGCCUUCGCAGCACUGCGUAAGAUCAUCCCCACGCUCCCAUCUGACAAGCUCAGCAAGAUCCAGACACUUAAGCUCGCCGCACGUUACAUUGAUUUCCUGUGCCAGGUCCUGCAAAGCGACGAGCUCGACUCAAAGAUGGCAAGCUGCAGCUACGUGGCCCAUGAGCGCCUCAGCUACGCGUUCUCCGUGUGGCGCAUGGAGGGAGCCUGGUCCAUGUCGGCGUCUCACUAGCGCGCGCCACGAACUCAAGACGCAUCGGACGACUCGAGGCGCUGAACGGUGACUGUGGUCUUUGCUGACAAGGCAAACGUGGAGCGAAGUUUAAGAACAAUGCUGGAUACUUCCAUCUAUUUAAAUAGUAAGAAAAAGACUUUCGUGGACGCUUCAGCAGCGUAAAGCAGAACUUCAUGGAGAGGAGGCCGCAGACGAUGCCUUCUGAUCCGCUUGGUACAAAGUUCUAGUUUUGACGCUGAAUGUCUUUAAUGUGUGCACGAUACGCACCUUUACAUCGAGAACAGCAGAAACCGCAAACUGCAUUCAGGAGCUUUUUCAGAAGACUUCUUUGGACUUCUUUGGUACUGAAUUAAAUUAGAACGUGUAGUUCGAACUUUAUUUAUUUAUUGUUGACAAGUGCUGUCAAAAUGUGCCAAAUGUGUUUGUGUUUUCAAAAUGAAUCCCUAUUUUUAUUACUUUUGUAAAUAAAUGUGC